Molecule: messenger RNA, 927 nt
Organism: Kwoniella botswanensis
Lineage: Eukaryota; Fungi; Basidiomycota; Tremellomycetes; Tremellales; Cryptococcaceae
Exons: 5
Coding region: 1-927 (308 amino acids)
Source: RefSeq, a predicted model, not a curated record
AUGCUCAUCGCAUGGUUCAUCCGUGGUCCCUCCGAGCAGAGUUUAGGGAGAAGAGGAGGGAGUGGUUCAGGGAUUACUACCACUCGUCCUGAGUCUGUAUCUUAUGGUACAGGACCACCUGCAAGUACAGAGACGAAAUGGAGAGGAUUAGGAGAUGAGCCGAAGAUUGCCGGCUCAACAGGUGGAUUCAUUGGACUGAUAUCCGGCAUUGCCAUUUUUCUGAUUGUAUCAACCUUCAUCGGAAUUUACCUGUGGAACAGAUACCGUAAAAGAUUACCACCGAAGACAAAGCGAAAAAGCGGAUUUCAUAAUCCUUUACCAUCCUUAUCAUUCACCUCUCGCGGCAGUGGUCUUAAUCGAGAUCCAUAUGCUGAACAAGUCGAUAUGGAAUUAAAUCAAGAUCAAGACUUGGAUGUAGGUGAUACGCCAAAAGCAUCAAAAUUCGGAUUUACCAGACCGGUAUAUACCAGACAGAGAUCAUCAGAAUGGGAAUUACCCGUCGAAACUCCCCCUCGUGCUCAACAUCGUCAACAACAUCAACCAGUGAAGUUACCAAAUCAACCUUCCGAAGCUGCUCUACCGUUGAAAACCAAAUCGCCUAAGCCUCGUUCACGAAGUAGUAGUGUAUCGUCGAAUGGAUCUAUCUCAACUUCCACCUCGACAAUGAAAGGGAAAGAGAGGAUUAUAAACCCAUUCGAAAAUCCUUAUAAUAAUUAUGACGAAUCGAGACUUAGUCCCAACCCCUAUUCCGCCCGACGUCAAGGUUCAACAUCUAGUUUAGGUUCUGCUGAUGGGUCUGGCAUAAUGAUUGGUCAGAGGCAAGGAACACCGUCAGGAGAGAGCGAUACGAGUGUGAGAGUGUCGCAGAUAAGAGAAGGAUCUAGGUUCGUGGAAAAGUUUGAAAGUAAAGAGUCUUUGGCGUUAUAG